AUGCCGCAUGCGCUGGAUCAAGGCGAAGAGUUGGGGGCCACAGUCGAGUCCGCCCGCGUUGGGCCGUUUGCAAUUGGUGUCGUCUUGGGCAGAGACCUCUGCCCAAGCGACCCAGGCGAUUGUCGGCACGACUCGAUGUUCUCCGUGCGGGGCAAAUGGCAGCUGGCGGAUUUCAUUUCUGUCGGAUAUGCAGUUGACCGCAGACACUUUGUGCGCGUGCCAGGAAAGCCGACGCGCGAAGUCCGUGCGAGAGCCGUCCCCGAAGUCGCCGAAGACUCCCAAGCAGGCGACGCACGGUUGAUGGAAGACUUGGACCGGGGCCGCAACCAGCGGAAGGCCUUGGAGGCGGCGGGCAAGGAGACAGAGAAGAAGAGCCGGAGCCGAAGCCGAAGGAAGGAUGACGAGGAUGCAGAAAAGACAAGCUGGAGCCGAAGUCGGAGGAAAGACGGUGAGGACGGAAGCCAAGGAAGGCAGAAGGAGGCUCCUGCGCGGCGCUCCGAGCGGAAAGAGGUGGAGCGUCCACAGACUGCGGGACAGGCGAGCCGCUGCAACCAGAAGCGGAAGCCGAGACCGGAGGAGCCUGCGAGAGAGGGCAGAAGCCCGGGAAGAAAGGUGCCCUUGGAAAGUCCAGGAAGAAGGACGCAGGAGCCUGCGAGAGAGGGCCGAAGCCCUGGAAGAAAGGCGUCCUUGGAAAGCCUAGCAAGGAAAACGCAGGAGCCCGCUAGAGAGGGCCGCAACCUGGGAAGAAAAGCGGCCUUGGAAAGUCCAGGAGGAAAAGCCAAGGAGUGCGCGGGAAAGUCCAAGCCGGAAGAGAAGGAGCCGCAGCGCUCGAAGCGCCAGGCAGCGGAGGAGAAUCCUCGCUCCUCUUCGCCGAAGAUGAAUUUUGCACAGCGGGAAGAGCCAUGCCGCCGCAGAAGUGAGGCUGCUCGCAGCCCUGAACGGCGGCUGGAGGCGGUCCUGCCAGUCACCACCCUGCCAGCGGCUUCGCUGAAACCGGCGGCCCUGCCGGCAGCGGCGUUGGAGAAGUUGCUGUCCACGCCCCCGAAGGAAGCGGCCAAGCAGCGCCCCCGGCCCUCCACUGCCAGCACCCUAGCCCGCCUGCCGGAGCACGUUCGGGCCCUUCUGGCAGAGCCCCGGGAGCUUCGGGAACCGCGGAGCCGAAGCCGAGCUUUGCCGUCGGCUGUGCCAUCCGAGCCCUGGAAGGAGCCCCUGCGGCGUUUGCCGGAGGUGGAAGUCCCAGUGCGGGAGUUCCGGGCACCAGUGCCAAAGGUGCCGGAGGUGCCGGAGGUGCCGGAGGUGCCGGAGGUGCCGCAGAUGCCCGAGAUCCAGGAGAUCAGCUCAGACUGCAGCGUCAAAGAGGAAGAGAUGACGGAGUCCGAGAUGUUGAAGGCGGUGGAGCCGGAGAUGUUGAAGACGGUGAACGCAGAGACGGAGAUGCGUUCGAUGCAGGAGCUUUGGGCAGAGCGGGAGAGGGAGCGCUAUGAGAGCAGUGCCAAGGAAGCCUGGCAGCAGGCCCAGCAGAUGGCGGCGGCCCUGGCAAGGAGCAAUGAGGCGGAAGAGGAGACAGCUCGUGAGAAGCUGGCCGGCGCCACGGAGCGCAGGAAGGCAGCCGAGGACCGAGCCUCACAGGUUGAGACAGCUUUGUCACGUCUUCGAGAGGCAGCGGUCAAGGUGCAGCGACGCACUCAAGAGCGGCUGAACUCGCUGCAACAGCAGCAGCAGGCUGCAGAGGAGGAGGCUGUCCUCCACGAGGCGGAGGCCCGAAAGGCCUCCGCCAGAGCAGAGGCGCAGGAGGAGCAGUGCGCGCAGCGGCUGCAGAGCCUGAAGCGAGAGCUGGACUCGGAUGUGCAGGAGGCGGAGAUGCCUUUGAAGAGUGCGCAGGAGGCCAUGUUUGCUCACGUGGCCAAGCAGAAGGCUAAGCUUGAAGGGGAAGUGGAGCAGCGCAUGGUGAAGGCUCUCCGACAGGCUCGGGCUGCACAGAAGCAAGCGGCCCAGAGCAUCAGUGAGCUUCGCGAGGAAAGCGCCCGCAAGGUGCUAGCAGCGGCCCGAGCAUCGGAGGAAGCCGCGCAGCGUGCGCAGACUGCGGUGGAGGCGGCGAAGGGCGAGCGGCUGAGGGACCAAGCGGAGAUGAGCGCGCGGCUGGCCAAGGCGGAGUCGCGGGUGGAGCGGACCGACCAGAAGCUGAUGCACUUGAAAAUUUCCUGGGCGGCGGAUGCACGCCAGAAGUUCACCACGGUCGCCAGAGCUGCUCAGGGGGAUUUAGCUGAUCAACGAGAAGUGACCAGAAAGAAGCAAGCGAUGAUGGAGGAGAAUGCCAAUGCCAAGAUUGAAAGCACCAGGCAGCUGCUGACAGAGACUCAAGCGCUGGCGGGUGCCGCCAAGGACGCCGCCCGCGCCGAGGUCUUGUCCGCGCGUUUGGGGGCAGAGCAGGCAGCCCGGGACAGCGAGACGCGGCGCCGAGUGGCCGAGGCUGGCCUGGCGGAGCAGGAGCGGCUCUGCGCGUUGGAGCGGGAGGCCGCGCAGCGCGAGGCCCGGGAGACCUGCGCGGCGCUGGCGCAGCGGGCCGCCUCUGCGCAGGAGGCGGGCGCUCGGCACCAGCGGGAGGCGUGGCAGGCAGCGGCGGAGGCGCGGGAGGCGGCGGCGGAGGCGGCGCGCGGCGCCAAGGGCCGCUUGGAGGAGCUGCGGGCUGCAGCCCGCGCGGCUGCCCAGGAGGCGCAGAGCUGGGCUCUGGAGGAGGCGGAGGCGGCAGAUGGCUUGGAGGCCCAAGAGGAGAGCUUCCUCUCGGAGGUGCGGAACUUGGAGCAAGCGCAGCUGCAGAAGGACUGCCUCAGCGCCCGAUGCGCCGAGCAGCUCCGCGCUGCCGGGCUGGCGGCGGGCUCUCGCCGCUCUCAGGCUGAGGCGGCGGCCGCGGAGGCGGCCGCGGAAGCGGCGGCGCGAUGCCGGGCGCAGGAGCAGCGGGCGGAGGAGUUGGAGCAGCAGGCCCUGGCCGCCGAAGAGGAGGUGGUCUUCCAGGACCUGGACCAGCAGCGGCGCCUGGAGCGCGAGCGCAAGGCCGGCGCGGGGCGGCUGGCGGAUACGAAGAAAGGGGCGGAACAGGCGGAGGUGGCGAUCCAGGAGGCGAUCUGCUGCAGCCAGAACAGCGUCCGGGAGCUCUACCGAUAUCUACAGCAGGUCGCCCAGGAUGGCGCAGUGUCGCCGGAUGGGAAGAACUGCCCCAAAUGCCGCAUCAGCCACACGCCAAGCUCCAACUUCUGCCAGUGCUGCGGGCAGAGUCUUGGCACCCCGGACCGCAUGGCAAUGUCGGGGGGCUGA
This is a messenger RNA of Effrenium voratum, 3312 nucleotides long. NCBI's taxonomy places the organism in Eukaryota, Dinophyceae, Suessiales, Symbiodiniaceae. The record is from the annotation of a GenBank genome assembly.